AUAUAUCUAUAUGCUCAUACAGCAGCCAGGCAUAUAGUUUAGGUAGGGGUUUUAAUUUACUUUUCUCUCGGUAGCAGUGCACAAGGAUUUGUUCAAUUUUCUCAAGAAAAAUUUUUUUCAUGGAAAAUCCACUGCAAAUCUAACAUAACAUCGAAGGAAAGUGGUAAUCAUCGUUUUGUUAAUCAGUAGUCGAUAAGAAGAUCCGAAAAAGAGAUGCAGGGGAAGGUGGAGGGCGGCGUGAAAUCGUCGUCCCAAUGCGGGUUGAAGUCAGAUCUGUCAUCGAAUAACACCAGCUUCUUCUCCUCCUCCUUGUCUCUGAAAUCCCUGAAGCUGAAGACGAAGCAGCAGGCUCUCCUGAUUCGAGUCACAAUCCUCGGCCUCGUCUACGUCCUCGCCUUCAUCAGUCGCCUCUUCAGCGUCCUCCGCUACGAGAGCAUGAUCCACGAGUUCGAUCCCUACUUCAAUUACAGGACCACUCUGUUCCUGACCGAGAAGGGCUUUUACGAGUUCUGGAACUGGUUCGAUUCCGAGAGCUGGUACCCUCUAGGUCGCAUCAUCGGCGGCACUCUCUACCCGGGUCUCAUGGUCACUGCCGCUCUAAUCUACUGGGCUAUCAAGUUCCUCCGAUUCUCCGUCCAUAUCCGCGAGGUCUGUGUCUUGACUGCCCCUUUUUUCGCUUCCAACACCACUAUCGUCGCUUACUUGUUUGGGAAAGAGCUAUGGGACUCUGGUGCUGGCCUCGUCGCCGCCGCACUCAUCGCCAUUUGCCCUGGUUACAUCUCCAGGUCCGUUGCUGGCUCUUAUGAUAAUGAGGGCGUUGCCAUUUUCGCUUUGUUGUUGACUUUCUAUCUUUUUGUUAAGGCCGUCAAUACCGGCUCCCUUGCUUGGGCUCUGGCCUCUGCAUUUGGAUACUUCUAUAUGGUUUCGGCCUGGGGCGGUUAUGUUUUCAUAAUUAAUCUCAUUCCGCUCUAUGUAUUGGUUCUCUUGAUCACUGGGAGGUAUUCCAUGAGGUUGUAUAUUGCCUAUAAUUGUAUGUAUGUGCUUGGAAUGUUGCUGGCUAUGCAAAUUCGCUUUGUGGGUUUUCAGCAUGUGCAGUCUGGAGAGCAUAUGGCUGCAAUGGGCGUGUUUUUCUUGAUGCAGGUGUUUUACUUCUUGGAUUGGGUCAAGCACCUUUUGAAUGAUCCAAAACUGUUCCAAGCCUUUCUGAGGAUCACUGUGACCUUUGCAGUAGGUGUGGGUGCAGUUGCUCUGGGAGUCGGCACAGCAUCUGGGUAUAUCUCUCCAUGGACUGGUCGAUUUUACUCUCUACUGGAUCCAACUUAUGCCAAAGAUCACAUACCUAUUAUUGCAUCUGUAUCUGAGCAUCAGCCAACAGCAUGGUCAUCUUUCAUGUUUGAUUUCCAUAUUUUGCUUUUCCUUUUCCCAGCGGGUUUGUAUUUUUGCUUCAAGAAGUUGUCAGAUGCCACAAUAUUCAUAGUAAUGUAUGGUCUCACGAGCAUGUAUUUUGCUGGGGUUAUGGUUCGAUUAAUUCUCGUUGCUACACCUGCAGUAUGCCUUAUAAGUGCUAUUGCAGUCUCUGCCACUAUAAAGAAUUUAACUCAGUUGGUCAGGGCAAAGAGCAAGGUUGCUCAUUCUGGUGCUGGCAAGGGAACUUCUAGUGCAAAGGCUUCUUCUAAGGCUUCGCUUGAUCAAUCUCUGCCUUUCCAGAGAAACAGUGCUAUUGCACUGCUUCUUGGUGCUUUCUACUUGCUCAGUAGAUAUGCUACCCACUGCACUUGGGUCACUUCAGAGGCAUAUUCAUCUCCCUCAAUUGUCUUAGCUGCAAGGGGUGCACAUGGUAACAGGGUCAUUUUUGAUGAUUACCGCGAAGCAUACUUCUGGCUUCAGCAGAAUACUCCUCCAGAUGCUAAGGUGAUGUCUUGGUGGGAUUAUGGGUACCAGAUCACUGCCAUGGGAAACAGAACUGUGAUUGUAGACAACAACACCUGGAACAAUACACACAUUGCUACUGUUGGACGGGCAAUGUCAUCUUAUGAAGACGAAGCAUACGAAAUAAUGAGAUCACUGGAUGUGGAUUAUGUUCUAGUUGUAUUUGGAGGUGUUACUGGUUAUUCUUCUGAUGAUAUUAACAAAUUUUUGUGGAUGGUGAGAAUUGGAGGUGGAGUUUUUCCUGUCAUCAAGGAACCUGAUUACCUUGUCAAUGGCGAGUAUCGUGUCGACAAAGGGGCAGCUCCAAAGAUGUUGAACUGUCUAAUGUACAAGCUGUCUUACUAUCGGUUUGGGGAGCUGACAACAGAAUAUGGCAAGCCUCCUGGGUAUGAUCGAGCAAGGGGGGUUGAAAUAGGUAAUAAAGAUGUGAAACUUGAAUACUUGGAAGAGGCGUUCACGACAUCUAAUUGGAUAGUUCGGAUUUACAAAGUCAAACCACCCAAUAACAGGUGGUAAUUCUCACACAAAAAUCUGGCCCCUCUCCUUCUAAGGAAAUGGUAGAUUUACUUUGAGAGGUUGAGUAAUGGAUACAUUUAUAGAUAGAUCCAUAUUUUUUUCUGUUGAGUAUGUUUUUGUAACAAACAAGGCUUUUACAAUUUGCACUUUCUUUUUGAGACUUUUGUAGUGAAGCUUUGACCAAGUCUUGUGGUUUAAUAGUUGACAGGAUCCUUCCCUGCUUCGAAAUAGUUUGCUUUUUAUCUUUCUUUCUUUUUUUGUAACCAAUAUUGGUAUGCCAUAUGGAGACGUGAUCUGUUUUCUGGCUGCAAAUGUGAGGUGCAGGGCACUUGGGUA
Molecule: messenger RNA, 2781 nt
Organism: Camellia sinensis
Lineage: Eukaryota; Viridiplantae; Streptophyta; Magnoliopsida; Ericales; Theaceae
Gene: STT3B
Product: staurosporin and temperature sensitive 3-like b
Cellular component (GO): membrane
Molecular function (GO): oligosaccharyl transferase activity
Source: RefSeq, a predicted model, not a curated record